Molecule: messenger RNA, 2790 nt
Organism: Tribolium castaneum (red flour beetle)
Lineage: Eukaryota; Metazoa; Arthropoda; Insecta; Coleoptera; Tenebrionidae
Gene: Ankle2
Product: Ankle2
Exons: 6
Coding region: 215-2662 (815 amino acids)
Biological process (GO): negative regulation of phosphorylation
Cellular component (GO): endoplasmic reticulum
Molecular function (GO): protein phosphatase 2A binding
Source: RefSeq, a predicted model, not a curated record
UGUUUUUCAACUUAGGCGCGUUGGUGUUUUUGUUGUUUUGCAUUGGCACACGUGUCACUUUGACAUUCGUCGGUUUAGUUUGCAAUUUGCAUUUGACGUGUUAUUUAAAAUUUAAAACUAGUUUCUUUACUCUCCUUUUACAAGAAAACUCCUUACGUCCACCCACCUUGCGCGUAAAAUGCCCAUUUCAGCCCUUUCACACACCUAACCUAAGAUGGACCAACCCUCCGAAGACUCUGUGCCGUUCUACGAAGAAGCGGCAAAUUUCGCCGACAACAGCGAGCCCCCCGUCUCAGGCCACUUCUACUCGGUCUUUAUCCCGCACGACGUGCGCCAGAAGGGCACCCAAACAUGCGACUACAUCUACAAGGACAAGGCCGAAGCCAUGAAGAUGGUCAAGAAGACGAAGAAAGCUCGCUUCAAGCAUUUCGAAUUCUUCCACGAUGCGUUGAAAUUCGCAAGUGUGGGGGCUGCGGAAACGCCGAAUUCCCCACCGGUUGUCAACGGAUCGGUCAAAGGUUUAAACUCGCAGGUUGUUAACGAAAGACUGAGCCCCUUCAAGGGCCCCAAACCUCAGGAUCUCGUCAAGCUACGCAAAGCGAUAGAGACGGGGGAUGUGGACACGUUCAGGCAAGCGGUGUGGGAGAACCCCAGGUAUCUGAUCAGCAGUGGAGACACCCCGUCCAUCCUCCAGGAAGGUUUUCGCUACAAUGCGCUUCACGUGGCGGCGAAAGCGAAAAGUGGAAUUUUGACUGAAGUUAUCUUGAAUACGAUUUCAAAUCCGAAAUUUGUUAAGCUCUUGUAUGGUGAUGACGUCAAUGAAAACGUUGAAAGUCGUAUUCAAGUCCUACUUGACUUGUAUUUAAACACUCCCGACAAGGGUCUGAACGAGACACCACUGCAUUUUGCUGCGAAAUUCGGUGCUGUGGACGUUGUCGAAGUUCUAGUGUCAUUCCCUGAAUGUGAUAAGAGUUUGAAAAAUAAAUACGGACAAACUCCCGAUAUGAUUAUUUGUGAUCGUUGUGACAAUAUUGAAGGAGCGUCUAUUAUUAAAAAGAAAAUUGCUUUGCAUUUAGAAAAUUCAUACUACGUUCCGGUGCUUCGAGCUGAAGAUGAUUCAGUAGCACCAGUGAUUGGUGAGCCGUUUUCACCAGGACGAUCACAGGUCGUCAAUAAGGACCCUCUGAGUCCGCGGCUAGAAAUUCACGCAUUUGCUGGACCAAUGAACAAGGAAGGGGCGGAACAAUUUCGCAAAGUGUGGAAAACUCCGCCCCGAACGAGUACACCAAUCAAGAAGCGAAUCGAUGAUCCAAUGGAUUCAGUUUUUUCGUUGCGUUACACAGACCCGUCGAAAGGUUUAGAGCGAUUGGGUCAAAAACUGGCCAAUAAAUUUGACGUUAACUGGAAGGAAUAUUGGUCGUUUUUGGAUUGUUUUGUUGAUAUUGGCUCUGAUGAAGGUUUAGCUUUGUUGGAGAACUAUCUAACUGCGAAAAUUCAAUCAAUGGAUAACUCGUACUUAUCACCCGAUUCGCCAGAAGAGGCGUCAAAAAAAUCCUUAAGUACGAUUGCGGACCUUUGUCUCCAAAUGCAGAAUUGUAACAUUAACCAAAGUUGCGAGGAAGAGUCCGGUUUUAAUUCGUUUUUAUGUGUUGAAAAGGCUUGUAACGUGUUUGCGAAUCGAAUCGCGAGUGAGAUUUACCAUCGGAUUUUUGAUGAUUUUUCUCUGCAAGUUUCCCUUCUCGAAAUGCAAACCAAACAAGUCGAAUUGUUGAUUUUAAGUUACUUGGAUGACUACCGUUUUAACAAAAUUAACUUCUCGCAAUUGCAUCCCCGGUUAGGUCUCUUAACCAGUCAAAAAUUGUGUUAUUUUAUCGAAAAAUCGGCGCGUAAUAAUUACAUUCAAAACGUUAACAAAUUAGUGACCGAGUGUGUGAAAGCGUUCGAUUGUUUUUCGUCGGAUGACGAGGCCAAUUAUCCGAAAGACAACAAACCAACGUCAUCAAAAAAACAACUGAUUUGUUUGAUGCAAAACAUUUUAAAUAAUUUCACUCAAGAUAGUGAGCCGUGUCUGGAACUGGACGAGGAGCAAGCUUGUCGAGACGCUUGGAUGAAAACAAAAGAGUGCACAUGCAUUUUUCAUUUCAAAAAGUCGCGAAAAACGCUCGGUUUGAGCCGAAAUAACAGUGCAAGGCACUCGCGAUUGAAGACGGCCAAGAAAUUGUUUUUUGAACGCAUUGACGUGGAAACUUCAUCGUCUGAUGAUGAUUUCUACACACCACCUGAAAGCCCGAGCAAAAUUUACGAUUCGGACAAUGAGGCCGAUUUUAGUGAUGUUCCUCUGACUCUUGAAGUGUUUGUCGAAGGGUCACAGCCGACCAAGACCGAUAACGCCCUUUAUAAAGCUUUAAAAUAUUCCGAUUGUUGCAUAACUCCGGGGAAGUACCCGAAUAUUUAUAGGUGGUUCCAUAACGUCGGGCUCUAUUCAGAGGCGGAGCGCCAGAGUUGGCCCCGGUCGAAGAUCAAAACUCCGCCUCACACGUCUUUGGCUACGCCCCCGCGCCACGCCUCCUCGAAAGCAACGUUCCAAUCGCCUUCUUCCAGUUCGUGGCUCCGAAUCACCGGUGCGAACUCACCUCGAGCAAGUCUUCAAAAACUAAACUAAGGAGAAACAUUUUUAUUUGUGCCUAAACUAAUUGAGUGUCAAUUUUAUAGUUAUGUAUUAUAUUUUGUACAAACAUUUCUAUUUUGUUAACUGUUUCACUGAGUGAGAAAUAAACUAUUUUGUAACUA